Messenger RNA from Aspergillus clavatus NRRL 1, 2943 nucleotides. Its product is annotated as glutamine amidotransferase subunit DUG2. The record is from RefSeq and is a predicted model, not a curated record. Gene Ontology annotation, biological process: proteolysis; glutathione catabolic process. Gene Ontology annotation, molecular function: peptidase activity; protein binding. The transcript is spliced from 6 exons. The coding region runs from base 1 to 2943 and encodes 980 amino acids. NCBI's taxonomy places the organism in Eukaryota, Fungi, Ascomycota, Eurotiomycetes, Eurotiales, Aspergillaceae.
AUGGACAGCACAGCACAAGGCAGACCCCUCGGUUCAACGGGAAUCGAUGAGCAGAAGAUCCUCGAGUCGGAGUCCCGUCCCGUGACUCAUGAGUCCUCCGAUAAUGACUUGACACAUCUCCAUCCGCAGCUGGAAUGCGGCAUUGGACAUCGAAUGCAAGCCAGUCGGUCGGUCUUGGCCUUGGUUCUGGAUGACGAGUGUGUCUUUGCCGGUUUGCAAGGAGGAGACAUUGUGGCAUGGUCACUUGAAACGUACGAUCUCGUGCUCUCUGUGCACGCCCACCAGGAGAGCGUACUGGGCCUCUAUCUGUCCGAGGAUGGUGACCUGCUCUUCUCCAGCGGCGGAGAUUCCGUCAUCAACAUCUGGUCUACAAGGACGUUUGAUCGACUUUACUCGAUUCACUCCCAUCAUGAUGUGGGGGAUAUCUUCUCCGUGGCAUACUCGCCUAGUUUGAAGACCAUCUACUGCGGAGGUCAGAAUACCAGUAUCCAGUGGUGCGACAUCUCCGAGAAAGAUGCAGUAUCAAACCAUCAGUCGGCCGCGCAUCUAUCGAAACGAACCCAUCGGUUUUUCGAUUCACGCGGACCCGACGGGACACGCGCGCCGCGGCCCGACGCGGGCGCUGACGGUGUCCGCACAGUCAUUGAGGGAGGUCAGGUCCUGACCUUUAAGCGCGACCAGCACAAACUCUUUUCCCACCAUGGCUACAUCUACACGAUGCUCCUGGUCCGGGGGUUGCUGGAGUCAUCGCCCACAGAAGAGGUGCUGGUGACGGGUGCCGGUGACGGAGUCGUCAAGUUGUGGCGUUUGGAUCAGUCUAAAGCACCUACGGAAAUGGCUGCCCUCGAGAAUGGCGACCCAGUUCUCAAGCUUGCCGUAGACGGAUCAUUCCUCUACUGCGGUCUGGCUGGGGGCGCGCUGAACAUCUGGAACUUGGAUUCCUACCAGUUGGUCAAGCGCAUCAAAACCCAUACCGGUGAUCUGUGGGCUGUCGACAUUGUCCAGGGCAUGGUGGUCUGUGGUGACUCGAAUGGAGUCGUCAGGAAAUUCAACUCGCGGUUUGAAGAAGUGGGCAGCUGGGUUGCCCACGAAGGAACCAUGUUAGCAUCCGCAGCUGGUCGGUUCAAGGGUCGUCUCAUCUAUGCCAGUGGAGGCAAUGACAACACCGUUGGCAUCUGGGAUUUGACUGAGGCGUCAAGCACGCAGAAGGAGCUCGCACUGAUUGACAACGAUGAAAUGGUGAAUUGCCUUGCCCGAUUCGUUGCCUUCAAGACUGUUUCUGCCAGUCCGAAGUUUUCUGGGGAGUGCAAUCAAGGAGCAGCAUUUCUACGGCGACAUUGCAUCUAUCUCGGAGCCAGAACCAAGCUGUUGCCCACGGGACAAGAGACAAACCCCAUUGUCUACGCGCGAUUCAGUGCCAAUUCUCCGAAUAAGGUUGACAAGACCAUUCUGUUUUAUGGGCACUACGACGUUGUGGGUGCCGAUGCUAAUCGAACCAAGUGGACUACCGACCCUUAUCAACUUUCAUCCAUCGAUGGAUUCCUGUAUGGCCGUGGAGUAUCAGAUAACAAAGGCCCCAUUCUGGCGGCAUUGUAUGCAGCCGCGGACCUUGCGCGACAGAAGGCGCUGCCGUGCGAUGUUGUGUUCCUGAUCGAGGGCGAGGAGGAGUCCGGUUCCCAGGGCUUCCAUGAAACAGUCCGACAACACAAACCGGAAAUCGGACCCGUCGACUGGAUCCUGUUGGCCAACAGUUACUGGCUGGACGACUAUAAUCCCUGUCUGACGUACGGCCUGCGGGGUGUCGUGCAUGCGAAUCUGAUCGUCACGAGUGAUCAUCCGGAUCUGCACAGCGGUAUCGACGGAAGUGCACUGCUCGAUGAACCCUUGAAAGAUCUGUCGAUGCUCUUGGCUACCCUCGUGGGCCGCAAAGGCCGAAUCAACAUCCCAGGCUUCCAUGACCUUGUCCUGCCCCUGACGGAGGCCGAACAGCAGCGAUUUGCCGACGUAGCGAAGGUCCUGUUGCCGCGGCACCCGGAAAUCACCGAUAGCGAAGCACUGAUCAACUCCCUGAUGCAUCGUUGGCGGGAACCAUCGCUCACAAUCCACUCGGUCGAAGUCCCCGGAAGCAGCAAGAGCUCGACGACCACCAUCUCGCGCAAAGCCAAAGCAAGCCUGUCCAUUCGAGUCGUCCCGAAUCAAGAAGCCGACGAGGUGGCUGCGAACCUGACCAUGUACGCGCAGGAGCAGUUUGAUAAGCUGGAGUCGCAGAAUGACCUGACGGUGGAAAUCACUGGCAAGUCGGAUCCCUGGUUGGGCGAUCCGGACAACGAGAUCUUUGAGACGCUCUCCGAAGCGAUCACCGUGGCCUGGAGCCCGGACCAUCAGUUCCAGAAACACCAGUACCCGCCCAUCCAACGCACUGUGCAGGAGCGCAACAGCUCUCGCCGGCGGGACACGUCGGGGCUUGCUCGCAACGACUCUUCGGACAGCCUGGCCUCACAUAUCGACCGCAUCAUCAUGUCGACCACGACCUCUUCCGCCGGCAAGGACAAGGCGCGUCAACGCUCCGUGCUCAGCAAGACCGUUCCCACCUCCUCAACGUUGACAAACAAGUCCAGCACGAUCGUCUCCCCAGGUGCGACCGACGACGCCUCAUCCGAUGCGAGGUCGGCCAUUCCAGCCACGGCCACGGCUACCGGUGAUGCUCCGCCCACUGCUCGCUCGACAGUACAGCCCAUCUUCAUCCGCGAGGGCGGAUCCAUCCCUACAAUCCGCUUCCUUGAGAAGGAAUUCUCAGCCCCGGCAGCCAAUCUCCCCUGCGGACAGGCCAGUGACAACGCGCAUCUGUACAAUGAGCGAUUGCGGGUAGAGAAUCUGUACAAGAGCCGAGAGAUCUUCCAGUAUGUAUUUUCGCGGUUGCCAGAGAAGGGGCGUUCUUCCUAG